AAAACUCCCAUCGAGUCAAAAUGAGGGUCCCAACGAUGCUGUCGGAGGUGGACGAGUUGCCCUCGAUCCAGCUGGGCGACUACACGCUGCGGUUCGAGCUGGAGGAUCUGACCCCGUUCGGCAAGGAGGUGGCCAUCAAUGAACUGCGCGAAACGCCGGAAAUCAAAGCGCAGGCCGUGGAGGAACUGCGCGCGAUGCUGAAAGGUCAAGAUGAGCUGGUGGUUCCCAUUGAUAACGACGACUGGAUGGUGCGAUUCCUGCGGCCGUGCAAGUUCUAUCCGAAGAGUGCUUUUGAGCUGAUCCAACGUUACUACCAGUUCAAGGUGAAACACGCGGACAUGUACCUGGACCUGAGCCCGUCACGCGAAGUAAACAUCUUCAAGCAGAACAUUUUGUCGGUUUUCCCGAACCGGGAUCAACUCGGUCGACGAAUUCUGCUGCUCGAGCUGGGCAAACCCUGGAAGCACAAGGAAGUCACACUGGAUGAGGUCUUCAAGGGUUGUGUGCUGUUCCUGGAGGCGGCCAUGCUGGAACCCGAGACGCAAGUCAACGGUGCGGUGGUCAUCUUUGACAUGGACGGCCUCACCAUGCAACAGGCGUGGCAGUUCACUCCGCCCUUCGCCAAGCGGAUCGUCGACUGGCUGCAGGACGCUGUCCCGCUGCGCAUCAAGGGCAUCCACAUCAUCAACCAGCCAAAGAUCUUCAACGUGGUGUUCGCCCUGUUCAAGCCGAUCCUGCGGGACAAACUGCGCAACCGCAUUGUGUUCCACGGAACCGAUCGGGAAUCGCUGUACAAGCACAUUUCCAAGGAGUGCCUACCACCGUGCUACGGAGGAACCGUAGAUGCCCCGCGGGUUCAGGGCGAACAGUGGUACGAACUGCUGCUCAAGUGCGACGACGAGUACACCGCCAUCAACAAGUACGGUUACAUCAAGCAGAUGGAAGAUUAUAGGAACAAGAAGAGCAAGAAAAAGUGAACGUAGUCUAGGAAGGGGAAACGGCACAAACGUUGACGUACGGUCGAGUGUGACGCAACAUGGUGAAGUACGCGUAAACGUAUGGGCCCAUAACCGCAUGGAUUUAGAAGCCGUUGUUUUGACACGAUGUCUUGAAUGGAAGUAAUGAUCGUAAAACAUGUAAUAUAGUUUCUACCCAACGGCUUCUUUAAAAAAAUCCGGUUUGAGUCUUUCCUGUGCGUCAAAAAAAAAAAACAAAACUUAAAAAAAACAAACACAAAAAAGGGUAACAGAAAUGUGAUCAACAACCAGACUAAGAUUAAAUCAGCAAAAAUUCCAUUUAAGUUGUUAGGCAUUAGGAAUUAUUUAGUCACUCGCCAGUUCGAGUGGUGACCCCCGUAUCACAUAUUUAACUACGCAAUGAGCUCAGACCAUUCCCAGCACGAUUGGGUGCAAUAUUACUUAGGUACGACGACAAAAUGUCCGUUAAUUUAUUGUUUUAUUUAGUGACAUUUCUUGUUGUACGGCUCUCAAAAACAACUGUGUAUAGCUAUUAGCGAGUAUUUAUACUAAAACCAGAACUAUGUGUUGACUCGUCGCUUACCCAAGGGGAAAUGGUGCGAGGAAACUAGGUUAGGAAAAUAUGUGAAUCAUAUGAAUCAAAAAGUCAUGGUUAGUUCUAAGGUAGUUCAAGCGAAGCUGAACAUGUGGUGAAUUUGCGAAAACUAUUGUUUCUAAGUUCAGGUUUUAAAAUUCAACUAUUUGUUGAAAAGGUGCAACCAAAAUUAUGUACCUACAUCAUGUUAUGUAGCUUAUUGUUUUAUAAAAUUGGUAUCAAUAUUGUAAAUAUUGUAUUUAAAAAGGCGGAUUUUUUUUAUUUUAUUUUUUUUAAUAAAGUUAACCUAGAAAAUGA
Aedes albopictus (Asian tiger mosquito) is the source of this 1869-nucleotide messenger RNA. Its product is annotated as alpha-tocopherol transfer protein. The record is from RefSeq and is a predicted model, not a curated record. NCBI's taxonomy places the organism in Eukaryota, Metazoa, Arthropoda, Insecta, Diptera, Culicidae. Gene Ontology annotation, molecular function: phosphatidylinositol bisphosphate binding. Gene Ontology annotation, cellular component: membrane.